UCUCAUGGCAGCCGCCUCGGCGCCCGGCCCCGAGGCCCGCUAGGGGCGGCCCCGCGCCCCAGCUCGGCCCCUCGGCGGAGCCCGUCGGAUCCGGCCUCGCCUUGCGCCCGGAGCGCGCCGCCUCGCAGCCCGAGAACCGCAAUCUGUGCAGCUUAUCUCCGCACCCGACUGCCUCCCAGCCUGUGCCGUCCCACAGGUGUCCGCACGUACGGCCUUCCAUCCGUCCGUCCUUCCUGGGGCCGGCGCUGACCAUGCCCAGCGGCUGCCGCUGCCUGCAUCUCAUGUGCCUGUUGUGCGUCCUGGGGGCACCGGUUCAGCAUGCCGUAGCCGAUGACUGCAGCUCCCACUGUGACCUGACCCACGGCUGCUGUGCGCCUGACGGCUCCUGCAGGUGUGACCCAGGCUGGGAGGGGCCGCACUGUGAGCGCUGUGUGAGGAUGCCUGGCUGCCAGCAUGGUUCCUGCCACCAGCCCUGGCAGUGCAUCUGUCAUGGUGGCUGGGCGGGCAAGUUCUGUGACAAAGAUGAGCACAUCUGUACCACGCAGUCCCCCUGCCGGAAUGGAGGCCAGUGCGUGUAUGACGGGGGCGGCGAGUACCACUGUGUGUGCCUACCGGGCUUCCACGGACGGGACUGUGAGCGCAAGACUGGACCCUGUGAGCAGGCAGGCUCCCCGUGCCAGAAUGGCGGCCAGUGCCAGGACGACCAGGGCUUUGCCCUCAACUUCACGUGCCGCUGCUUGGCAGGCUUUGUGGGUGCGCACUGUGAGGUGAACGUGGACGACUGUCUGAUGCGGCCUUGUGCUAACGGCGCCACCUGUCUGGAUGGCAUAAACCGCUUCUCCUGCCUCUGCCCCGAGGGCUUUGCUGGACGCUUUUGCACCAUCAACCUGGAUGACUGUGCCAGCCGCCCCUGCCAGAGAGGGGCCCGCUGUCGGGACCGGGUCCAUGACUUCGACUGUCUCUGUCCCAGCGGCUAUGGCGGCAAGACUUGCGAGCUCGUCUUACCUGGCCCAGCCCCUGCCACCACGGCAGACAUGCCCCUGGGGCCCACCUCGGCUAUGGCGGUGCCUGCCACGGGGCCUGUCCCCCACAGCGCAGGGGCGGGCCUGCUGCGCAUCUCAGUGAAGGAGGUGGUGCGUAGGCAAGAGGCCAGGCUGGGUGAGUCUAGCCUGGUGGCCGUGGUGGUGUUCGGGGCCCUCACUGCCACCCUGGUCCUGUCCACGGUGUUGCUGACCCUGAGGGCCUGGCGCCGGGGUGUCUGUCCCCCUGGACCCUGUUGCUACUCUGCACCGCACUACGCCCCCGCACGCCAGGACCAAGAAUGUCAGGUCAGCAUGCUGCCUGCAGGGCUCCCCCCGCCACCUGCCCUGCCCCCGGAGCCUGGGAAGACCACGGCACUGUGAUGGCGGUGGGGCUUUUGUGCCGCCUCCACCUCCUCUGUCCUUCAGACUGGAAUGGUCCUCACUUGCCACCCCUCAGCGGCUUCACACAAGAAAUAUUAUUUUUUUAAUACGCAGAAUGUAAGAUGGGAAUCUUAUUCAAUAAAACUAUGAAGUCAUAAGUGGA
Messenger RNA from Myotis daubentonii (Daubenton's bat), 1566 nucleotides. It is a transcript of the gene DLK2, whose product is annotated as delta like non-canonical Notch ligand 2. Bases 252 to 1403 code for a protein of 383 amino acids. The record is from RefSeq and is a predicted model, not a curated record. NCBI's taxonomy places the organism in Eukaryota, Metazoa, Chordata, Mammalia, Chiroptera, Vespertilionidae. The transcript has 6 exons. Gene Ontology annotation, molecular function: calcium ion binding.